Trifolium pratense (red clover) is the source of this 2237-nucleotide messenger RNA. RefSeq names its product pectin acetylesterase 9-like. The transcript is spliced from 13 exons. NCBI's taxonomy places the organism in Eukaryota, Viridiplantae, Streptophyta, Magnoliopsida, Fabales, Fabaceae. The record is from RefSeq and is a predicted model, not a curated record. The coding region runs from base 688 to 1995 and encodes 435 amino acids. Gene Ontology annotation, molecular function: hydrolase activity.
CCACCACUUCAACAUGGUUUGGUUAUGUUAUGUUAUGUUAUGGUUGGCAUCUUGAUCCAUAUUCAUAUUCUCUUUCGUGGUGGGUCCAUUCCACACCAUACACACUACACUCCUUCAACACCUUCCUUCUCAAUUCUAAUUCUAAUUCUAAUUCUAAUUCUAAUUCUAAUUCUAAUAAUACACUUCCUUCUCAAUACGACACUGCGCACUAGCACCUUCAUUUCCUUAUAUAGCUUCUCACAACCGCGAUUCUCAACCCUAUUAACAGAUAUUCUUUCAUUUCAUUUCAUUCUUUUCACGCUUCUCUUUUCACUUUUUCCUUUUCACAUUGUGCGUGCGUGCGUGCGUUAUAUAAAUUCUUCCUUAUUAUUAUUAAUUUUUUUUAUUAUUGAUUAAUUAACUAGUGCUAAUUAUUGAUUUAUUGCGAUGGUUAAGCCGAUAUUGUCUUUUUCAACAAACUUGAUUCAUAUCUAACUAACUAUUUCGCAUAACAAAUCAAUGAAGCGUAGAUUUCAGUUACGAUAUUUCAAUUACUAUUUCCGAUUAGUUCCAAAUCCAUUGUGAUUCAUAAUUCAUUAUUACUUCAUUCUUUUACGUCUUAAUUAAAACCAACAACAGAGUAGUAGUGAGAUUACAGUUGUAUUUAGAUCUUACUUUCUUCUGUAUUGAAUCUCAAGUGGAAAAAUUAUGAUUCCGUUCAUAUAUCUGAAGAAGAAGACGAAGUUUGUUGUGGCUUUGGCAUUAUUGUGUAUAAUCACGGUGGAGCCAUGGCGUGUUAACUCAGCAGAACAAAGGCUUCUGGUGAACAUGACGCUCGUUGCCAACGCACGUGAUACUGGUGCUCUUUGUUUGGAUGGAAGUUUACCGGCCUAUCAUUUGGAUAGGGGAUAUGGAGCGGGUCAAAACAAUUGGCUUCUACAAUUUGAGGGAGGUGGGUGGUGCAAUGACUUGCCAUCAUGCUUGGAAAGAGCACAAACUCGCAGGGGUUCUACACGUUACAUGACCAAAUUGGAGGUCUUUUCUGGUAUAUUAAGCAACAAUGCCACCCUUAAUCCAGACUUUUAUAAUUGGAAUAGGGUGAAGCUGAGAUACUGUGAUGGAGCUUCAUUUACUGGAAACAGAGUGUUCAAUAAUGGGACAACAAAGCUUUACUUUAAAGGGCAAAAGAUUUGGGAAGCCAUUAUUGGCGACCUUCUACCCAAAGGUUUAGGAAAGGCACACAAGGCUUUGCUUUCAGGCUGUUCAGCAGGAGGUUUAGCCACCUUUCAUCAUUGUGACAACUUCACCAAGUAUUUGCCAAUUAAUGCUAGUGUUAAAUGCUUGAGUGACGCAGGUUUUUUCCUUGAUGGAAGAGAUGUCAGUUUGAACCACACUAUGAGAUACUUUGUCAAAAGUCUAGUUACAUUGCAGGGGAUUGAACAAAAUCUUAAUAAAAACUGCACCAGUGCGUUGUCCUAUCCAGACUUGUGCUUCUUUCCACAAUAUGCGUUGAAAUAUAUAUCAACACCAUAUUUUAUCUUGAACUCAGCCUAUGAUGUAUUCCAAUUCCAUCAUAUAUUGGUGCCACCUUCAGCUGAUCCCCGCGGGCACUGGAACCACUGUAAGGUGAACCCAGCGGCAUGCACACCAGACCAAAUUGAUACAUUGCAAGGGUUUAGGCUCAGCAUGACUGCAGCUUUGAAACCCUUCUACUUUUAUUCAAGUAGAGGGGGGAUGUUCAUAAAUUCAUGUUUUGCUCACUGCCAAAGUGAAUCGCAAGAAACAUGGUUUGGAGCUGAUUCUCCAAGAAUAAACGACAAGACUAUUGCAGAAGCGGUUGGUGAUUGGUAUUUUAGUAGAAACAGAAGCAAGGCAAUAGACUGUGCAUAUCCAUGUGAUAAAACUUGUCAUAAUUUGAUACCAUAUAUAAACUCAGGUCAUUUGGAAGAGGAUACUGGAAAUUUAUCAACAAGCUUUCCGGUUCUCCUAUCCGAGUUCUCUGAAAAAAGGAUCUAGAAGAAUAUUUUUUUAUUCAAAAGCAUACAAGUAUAUACACAUAGUGAAUGCUAGGCAUAUAGAAAAUUCUUGAUAAAAGAAUGAGAAGAGAAAAUAUGAUUUGAAUGAUACUUUCAAUUAUGCCAUUUAUAGGAGAAAGUUAUUGUUAUCGGUGGUUUUCUUGUUUUAGUUGUAAGCAAGCAAAUGGAGCAAGCAGUUUAGCAGUUCCUUCUAUAAAUAGCAACUGAAAGCAACCUCUGGCA